AAAUCGUCUCUUCCUCCCUCUGCCUUCCGCCCAGAAAACUCCCCAUCCCUCACCAUGAGUCUCGACAUCCACUUCGAGCAGCUGAGUGACGCCCGGUGGACAGAACUCCUGCCGCUGAUCCAGCAGCACCAGGUGGUCAGGCUGAUCGACUGUGGCAUCACGGAAGGGCGCUGCAAGGACAUCAGCUCUGCCCUCGGGGACAACCCCACCCUGACGGAGCUCAACCUUUGCAACAAUGAGCUGGGCGACGCCGGCAUGCGGCUGCUCCUCCAGGGCCUGCACAGCCCCACCUGCAAGAUCCAGAAGCUCAGCGUCCAGAACUGUGGCCUGACAGAGGCUGGCUGUGGGGUCCUGCCCGGCGCGCUGCGCUCCGUGCCCACCCUGCGUGAGCUGUACCUCAGCAACAACCCGUUGGGGGACGCAGGCCUGCGGCUCCUGUGCGACGGCCUCCUGGACCCCCAGUGCCACAUCGAGAGGCUGCAGGUGGAGUACUGCAACCUGACGGCCGCCAGCUGCGAGCCCCUGGCCGCGGUGCUCAGGGCCAAGCGGGAGUUCAAGGAGCUCAUGGUGAGCAACAAUGACCUGGGCGAUGCCGGCGUGCGGGCCCUGUGCCGCGGCCUGGCGGACUCUGCCUCCCCUCUGGAGUCGCUCAGGCUGGAGGGCUGCAACCUCACGCUGGCCAGCUGCCAGGACCUGGGCAGCAUCGUGGCCUCCAAGGCCUCCCUGUGCACGCUGGAGCUGGGCGACAACAAGCUGGGUGACGCAGGCAUCGCGAAGCUGUGCCCCGGGCUGCUGAGCCCCAGCUCCCAGCUCCGGACCCUGUGGCUCUGGGAGUGUGACAUCACGGCCAGUGGCUGCAGAGAUCUCUGCCGUGUCCUUAAGGCCAAGGGGAGCCUGAAGGAGCUCAGUGUGGCCGGCAAUGCGGUCGGGGAUGAGGGCGCCCAGCUGCUGUGCGAGAGCCUGCUGGCGCCCAGCUGCCACCUGGAGUCCCUGUGGGCGAAGUCCUGCGGCUUCACGGCCGCCUGCUGCCAGCACUUCAGCGCCAUGCUGGCCCGGAACACGCGGCUCCUGGAGCUUCAGCUGAGUGGCAACAGCCUGGGGGACGCCGGCGUGCAGCAGCUCUGCCAGGGCCUGGGCCAGCCCGGCGCGGUGCUGCGGGUGCUCUGCCUGGGGGACUGCGAGGUGACCAACAACGGCUGCAGCAGCCUGGCCUCGCUCCUGCUGGCCAACCACAGUCUGUGUGAGCUGGACCUCAGCAACAACUGUAUGAGCGACGUGGGCGUCCUGCAGCUGGCGGAGAGCCUCCAGCAGCCCGGCUGUAUGCUGGAGAAGCUGGUCCUAUUCGACACCUACUGGAUGGAGGACACAGACAACCGCCUGCGGGCCCUGGAGGAGAGCAAGCCGAGCCUGAAGAUCAUCUCCUGAGGCCCCCGGCCCCAGCUCUGGAAACCUGUUCCGCCCGCCAUUGUCCCCCAUGGGCGCCUGGUCAGCCCUAGGGACUCUAGUGUCAGCUCUGACUGAAGAGAAAAUCAAGUCAACUUAGGGAAGAAAAUUUUGGACACUUUAUAACUAUUAAAGCACUUUUUAGGCAAGAGGA
Pteropus alecto (black flying fox) is the source of this 1597-nucleotide messenger RNA. RefSeq names its product ribonuclease/angiogenin inhibitor 1 (gene RNH1). Gene Ontology annotation, cellular component: cytoplasm. NCBI's taxonomy places the organism in Eukaryota, Metazoa, Chordata, Mammalia, Chiroptera, Pteropodidae. The record is from RefSeq and is a predicted model, not a curated record. The transcript is spliced from 9 exons. Gene Ontology annotation, molecular function: protein binding. Bases 55 to 1425 code for a protein of 456 amino acids.